This is a messenger RNA of Chara braunii, 2047 nucleotides long. Lineage: Eukaryota; Viridiplantae; Streptophyta; Charophyceae; Charales; Characeae. The record is from the annotation of a GenBank genome assembly.
GGUGGGUCCCUUGCCGUGGCCUAGAAUUCCUUGAGUGUGUCGGGUGUCUGGGCCGACAAGAGUUGGCGGCCUUGUCGUUAGCACUCUAGAUCGGAUGUUCGGUUUUCUAGAGCGAGCAGGCCACUGUGGCUCUCGCGGUGGGCCGAAUGCAGUCCGAACGGCGGGCGGGCAAGACGGAUAUCGGACGCGAAGCCGGCAUGCACUUGUCUCGUGCGAGCGCGCUGGUGUGAAGGCUGCUCCCUCCGUGCAGGCUAUCGGGGUGCGCACACUGCAGGAUCUGCCAUGUUGUGGUGACCGUGGAGCCGUUCGUGGAGUGUGGGAGCAGCUUUUUGCAGAGGCAACGAUGGACUCCAGUCGUCCGUCUGGAGUUUGCGCAGCCAUGCUAUCCGAGCCGGAGUUCGUGCUUGUUUUGUAUGCCGGCACAUCGAUCAGCCUCCUUGCUAUCUGGCUGCUGUCGACGGUUCUCCGCUUCGUCGUUAGGCGGUUUGUCAGCGCCGCCCUCACUAUUGUGCGACAACGUGUGUUUGGUCGCCAUCGCCGCCGGGGUAGGAGGAUGGCCCUCUCGGGAAAUGGAGCGAGUGGGCAUGUGGGGGCUCCUGGACAGUAUCGCGUGCCUUCGACGUUCGGUGGCGAUGACGGCCUGAGAUUGGGCAUCGGCGGGUGUGUGAUGCCGACCGAGUACGCUGAGUUUGAUCCUCUCUCCGAUCCAACGCUACCUCCCCACUUGGAGCCAUUGUCCGACGAUUACGUUGGCUAUGCCGCGAAAUUGACGCAAACGUACGGAGCAAGUUGCAGCACGGAGCUUACGGGGAGCUUCGGACAUGGGUGCACGCAGCUGGUAAACAGUCUGCCGUUUGAUCUAAACGGUGGCGGCGGGCUACCCUUCCAGAUAGCGGAUGCGGGCAUUGGCUGUGGUGAAGGAGCAGGAGGCAGUUCCGUGCGGUGGGGCGAAUCUCCAUCUUUUCAGUGCUCCCGCACCUUCUUGCUACCGCACGCGGUGGUGUCGGGGCAAACCACAUCGUUUGGCCGCGUCGAUUCUGGUCUGCAGCACAAGGCACAUGCCGGGGGUGUUCCACGCGAAGUAGGACCGGGCAUGGCCGUGGGUGUAGUGCUGCAUGACCCUCGUGCAUUGAGCGACUCCACAGGCACCAGCAACCGUCCCGCAUUUGAGUGCGGGGUGCUCGACAUGAAUGCUGACGCCGUCGACCUUGGCGCGGACUUGCCGUCUCAGGAGUCAGGCACGUGCGACCCGUCCAUGUUGUGGACGGCUACACCAUCCGGAACACCUGCACGGGCUCCACCUUGCACAACGCCUCCUUCUGGCGAGGCAACCCCUCCGAUCCGUAACCUGGCGGUGGACAGUGGUGUCAACACAGAUCGGUGGAGCGCACGAAAGCGUGCAGCAACAGCGCCGCGGGGACGUGGCAAUGGCAGUUCCAGCGGGAGAGGCGGUCGCACGCCUUACAGGGCCACCAACCCGAAGCGGAGAGCUGCAGCUUCUUUUUCAGCGCUAAUGGCCAAAGCCGCUAGCGCCGAUGAUGGCAAUGCUGGAGCCACAGCUGUGUCUGGCGCGGUGGGUGGUCGUGGGAAUGACAUAACAAGCAAUGUCGGCGAUGCCGGGGCCCCGGGAGAGGGUGGCAAGGCAGAAGGAUCUACGACGGGUGUAGCCGCCAAGGGCGAUAAGGGCGAUGGCGGGAAGUGGUCGGAGGAGGAUUCCAUCUGUCUUGUGCUGGUGAAGGGGGAGUACGAUGUGGAGAUGGAGAGAACUGCGAUCGGGAUUGGUGCGAAAGCAAAAUCGUCCGAUGCGAAGUGGGCGGAAGUAGUGGAGCGUUUGCAGGCGAAGGGGGUGCAGAAGGAGUUGACAGACGUGAAGAGGAAGUGGGAGAAUUUGAAGUUCGCAUAUAAUCGUGUAGUGUUCCACAACCGGUUCGUUUCUGGCUCAAAGAACUUCUUCGAGAUGACCACCGAAAGGAGAGAAAGGAGAAGAAAGUGAACGUGUGCAUACGAGAGUCCGUUUUCAUAGCGAUGGACGCGUUUUACCAUGACG